This is a messenger RNA of Carcharodon carcharias (great white shark), 6376 nucleotides long. It is a transcript of the gene upf1, whose product is annotated as UPF1 RNA helicase and ATPase. Bases 231 to 3542 code for a protein of 1103 amino acids. Gene Ontology annotation, molecular function: ATP binding; hydrolase activity; RNA binding. NCBI's taxonomy places the organism in Eukaryota, Metazoa, Chordata, Chondrichthyes, Lamniformes, Lamnidae. Gene Ontology annotation, cellular component: cytoplasm. The record is from RefSeq and is a predicted model, not a curated record. Gene Ontology annotation, biological process: nuclear-transcribed mRNA catabolic process, nonsense-mediated decay. The transcript has 24 exons.
UCAGCGCUGCGGGGGAGUUGCGGCUCUCGCUGGGUUUCUCCGGCCGCCGCCGAGCGAUCGAUUCCUGAGCCCGCGCCCUCCCUCCAGCCCCGGGCCCCGCCGAGCCGAACCGCCUGACCCCGGGCCCGCCUCUACUCACCCGCACUCUGUCCGCCGCGCGCAGCGCAGCGGUUGUUCUCGGGUUUUGAAUCGUGCCGGGGGCGAGUGCGCGCUCCCGAGUCGUGGCCGCCAUGAGUGUGGACGCGUACGGGCCGAGCUCACAGACCCUCACCUUCCUGGACACGGAGGAGGCCGAGCUUCUGGGGGCCGACACACAGGGUUCCGAGUUCGAGUUCACCGACUUCACAUUGCCGUCACAGACACAGACACAAGGCCAGAGUCAAGGCCCCAUCGACGGUCAGGUGAAUGGACCAGAUGGAGUUCUCCAGAAUGGAGCAGUUGAUGAUGCCGUUGCCAAAGCAAGUCAGUUAUUACCGGAAUUGAACUUUGAGGAGGAUGAAGAGGAUACAUACUACACCAAGGAUCUUCCUUUGCAUGCCUGCAGUUACUGCGGAAUUCAUGACCCGGCCUGUGUUGUUUACUGCAACACCAGCAAGAAAUGGUUCUGUAAUGGCCGUGGAAACACCUCCGGCAGCCAUAUUGUUAACCAUCUGGUGAGAGCCAAGUGCAAGGAAGUGACUCUGCACAAAGAUGGGCCACUGGGAGAGACUGUUCUGGAGUGUUACAACUGUGGUUGCAGGAAUGUAUUCCUCUUGGGUUUCAUCCCUGCCAAGGCUGACUCUGUGGUGGUGCUGCUAUGCAGACAACCAUGUGCCAGUCAGAGCAGCCUGAAGGAUAUCAACUGGGAUAGUUCACAGUGGCAGCCACUAAUCCAGGACCGUUGCUUUUUGUCUUGGCUGGUGAAGAUUCCUUCAGAGCAGGAGCAACUGCGAGCCCGUCAGAUUACAGCACAGCAGAUCAACAAGCUGGAGGAACUCUGGAAGGAUAAUCCUUCUGCUACCCUUGAGGACUUGGAGAAGCCUGGAGUGGAUGAAGAGCCCCAGCAUGUACUCCUUCGUUAUGAAGAUGCCUAUCAGUACCAGAACAUCUUUGGUCCGCUGGUCAAGCUGGAGGCUGACUAUGACAAGAAGUUAAAGGAGUCACAGACUCAGGACAAUAUCACUGUGAGAUGGGACCUGGGCCUGAACAAGAAAAGGAUUGCCUACUUCACUUUGCCCAAGACAGACUCUGACAUGCGCCUGAUGCAGGGUGAUGAGAUCUGUCUGCGCUACAAAGGUGAUCUGGCACCUCUUUGGAAAGGAAUCGGCCACGUGAUCAAAGUCCCGGACAGUAUCCUUUAUUAUGGGGAUGAGAUCGCUAUUGAACUCCGCAGCAGUGUUGGAGCUCCAGUUGAAGUAACUCACAACUUCCAGGUGGAUUUUGUCUGGAAAUCAACUUCAUUUGACAGAAUGCAGAGUGCAUUGAAAACCUUUGCUGUGGAUGAGACCUCUGUCUCCGGCUACAUUUACCACAAAUUGCUUGGCCAUGAAGUGGAGGACGUGAUCAUUAAAUGCCAGCUCCCUAAACGCUUCACUGCCCAUGGCUUGCCUGACCUCAAUCACUCGCAGGUUUAUGCUGUGAAGACUGUUCUCCAGCGCCCCCUCAGUCUGAUCCAAGGCCCUCCAGGCACUGGAAAAACUGUCACCUCUGCCACUAUAGUGUAUCACCUAGCCAGACAAGGCAAUGGUCCUGUCCUGGUGUGUGCUCCAAGUAACAUUGCAGUGGACCAGUUAACUGAGAAGAUCCAUCACACAGGCCUAAAAGUGGUGCGCCUAUGUGCCAAGAGUCGUGAGGCCAUCGAUUCACCAGUCUCUUUCCUGGCUCUACAUAACCAGAUCCGUAACAUGGACAGCAUGCCUGAAUUGCAAAAGUUGCAGCAGUUGAAAGAUGAGACUGGAGAGUUGUCAUCUGCAGAUGAGAAACGCUACCGUGCGCUCAAAAGGACUGCAGAGCGGGAGCUGCUGAUGAAUGCAGAUGUUAUUUGCUGUACCUGUGUAGGAGCUGGUGACCCACGCUUGGCUAAGAUGCAGUUCCGUUCCAUUCUGAUUGAUGAGAGCACACAGGCCACAGAGCCUGAAUGUAUGGUCCCCGUGGUCCUGGGAGCAAAGCAGCUGAUCCUGGUGGGUGACCAUUGCCAGCUUGGUCCAGUUGUCAUGUGUAAGAAAGCUGCUAAAGCUGGUCUGUCUCAGUCACUAUUUGAACGCCUGGUUGUUCUGGGGAUCCGACCAAUCCGUCUGCAGGUCCAAUACCGGAUGCAUCCAGCUCUCAGUGCCUUUCCAUCCAAUAUCUUCUAUGAGGGCUCACUGCAAAAUGGUGUCACUGCAGCGGAUCGUAUAAAGAAAGGCUUUGACUUCCAGUGGCCACAGCCAGACAAGCCAAUGUUCUUCUAUGUGACCCAAGGCCAGGAGGAAAUCGCUAGUUCAGGGACCUCCUACCUCAAUAGGACUGAGGCAGCCAACGUAGAGAAGAUCACCACUAAACUGCUGAAGGCAGGCGCCAAGCCCGAUCAAAUCGGGAUCAUUACACCAUAUGAGGGGCAGCGAUCAUACCUGGUGCAGUACAUGCAGUUCAGUGGCUCUCUUCACACAAAACUCUACCAGGAGGUCGAGAUUGCCAGUGUUGACGCGUUCCAAGGCCGAGAAAAAGACUUCAUCAUCCUAUCAUGUGUCCGAGCCAACGAGCAUCAGGGCAUUGGAUUUCUCAAUGACCCCCGUCGAUUGAAUGUGGCCCUCACGAGAGCGAGGUAUGGUGUGAUUAUUGUGGGGAAUCCAAAGGCUCUGUCCAAACAGCCACUGUGGAAUCAUCUGCUGAAUUAUUACAAAGAGCAAAAAGUGCUGGUGGAGGGGCCACUGAACAAUCUCCGCGAGAGUCUGAUGCAGUUCAGUAAACCACGGAAGCUGGUCAAUACCAUCAAUCCGGGAGCCCGGUUCAUGACCACAGCUAUGUAUGAUGCUCGAGAAGCUAUCAUCCCAGGCUCUGUAUACGACAGGAGUGGCCAAGCAGGAAGACCCUCCAACAUGUACUUCCAAACCCAUGACCAGAUCGGGAUGAUUGGAGCCAGCCCCAGUCACGUAGCUGCAAUGAAUAUCCCCAUUCCCUUCAAUCUGAUGAUGCCCCCAAUGCCGCCACCUGGGUACUUUGGACAAGCAAAUGGACCAGCAGCUGGUCGUGGAAUUCCAAAAGGGAAAGUGGGCCGUGGGGCUCGUCAGCGAAACCGUGGCAUGGGGAACCAGCUGAGCAGCCAGUCCAACCUGCCCAACAGCCAGGCCAGCCAGGAUGUGGUGUCGCAGCCAUUCUCUCAGGGGCCUCUGACACAGGGAUAUAUCUCCAUGAGCCAGCCUUCACAAAUGAGCCAGCCUGGCCUUUCUCAGCCGGAACUCUCUCAGGACAGUUACCUGGGAGAUGAGUUCAAGUCUCAGAUUGAUGUCGCCUUGUCGCAGGAUUCCACUUACCAGGGCGAACGUGCAUAUCAACAUGGGGUGACUGGGCUGUCACAGUACUAGAACGUUAAGGAGAGGAGAGCUAGGCUUGAGCCAAGCUUAGUUCAACAGUAAUUCAAUCUGGGGAAUAAAAACAAAAAUGGAUACCUGUUUCCACUGCGACUACCGAGGCAUCAACUGUGAGAGAGCAACAGGAGAGAGAAAAACCAACCAAACAGGAGGAAGAGAAGAGAAAAAGGGAGAGAGGAGAGAGAAAGACCACUGCUAGCAGAUUGAGACGAGGAGAUUGACUGGAGGAACGAAGGAAUAGAGGGCACUUAUGCGCCUUGUCAGCCGGGCCAGGCCUGGUCUCACACAUCUACUAAACUCUAUUACUGUUACCAUGCAACUCGCCCUUGGAAAGAAUAUCACAAGCUGCUGAGACCCUGCUCCCAGCUCGUCAAACAAGGGAGAGAGGAGGGGCUCGCACUAAACUAACAGUUACCUGCUACAUCCGGACAACCCGUUCCUGGAGGCUGUGGGAGACCUUCUUGGUUUUGGGAAUAAAAGGGAAUGUUAUCUCUCAGUUGUGCUCUGGACGCUAUAAUCAGCGAUUAAACUGUAAAUUUCAGCAGUUAGACCGUCGAGAAGCAAAGAUUAAUUUCUGGCAAAACCCAGUUGACACAGCUGCCUUGUGCCUCCACCCCCUUCAUCCACUUCAAAGUCAUGAGUUGAUCUCAAGAUUCAGGCUUUCUGCCCAGUGCUAUCGUUUCAUGUUGCUUUCUCAAACUUUCUGCAGUAAAUGGUUUUAACGCGUGUUCCAAGUUGGGGUUCACGAAGGGUUAACUGUGGACUGUCUGUCAGAUUCCAGCACUGGGCUGUGGGAGAAUUCUGCUCCUCAGAGUUUUCUUUUUGCAAGUUUUAGAUUUUUAUUAGAAAUGCACAGAACUACAGGAAAAGCUGAUGUUGGCCACUGCUCCUCAGGAAAGAGCAAUCAGUCAAACCAUGACUGGUUAGUCCAUGGAAGAGGUUUUCAAACCCACCCUAAUCGGCUACACUAUGGAUGUUUUUCCUCUCAUGUUCUGUGUCUGAGACGAUCUGCUUCCAAAUGGUUUGUUUUAGCUUCUAGCUGUCCGAGCGUGAUGAGAUCAGAAAAGGGAUUGCAGCAGUGGGUAACUGGUCCCUGCUUUAGACCAGCCACAAUGAAUCCAGGGAGGCAGGAGAGUGGCUGCAGCCGUCUCUCUCUGUUAGGCAAGCAGGUGUUUACAUUGACAUUGAGAGCUUUAGUAAAGCAGCCGGGGUGCAAGAAUGUUUUUCACGUGGAAGUGAGGUGCUGGGUGCUGGACUCAGCAGGAACACAUCAAGAAUUAUCUGGGUGGCUGUUUAAUUCUUGUCAACUGAACAUUGUAACGAAUCUCUUGGUAACAGGUUAACCAGAAAUUGGGUAGUGAAAGCCUUUUAAAGUACCAAGUUUAACCUGUUUCAUUAAUUUCAGUGUCAUUUGCAUUAAUUACUGAAUUCUUUUAAACAAAUACAUUUAGGAAAACCUUUAUAUGUAUUGAUGCCAGUACAAAGACUUGUAUUGUGCAGAGACUGGCAGUGUUUCCUAUACAGCCCUGAUCCUUCCCCCAAUCUAACAACAACUCGUUUUAAACCGAAGCUGUUUUGGAAAGUGAAGAACUUUCCACCACUAACGAGAAGCAAACAGUUAACAGCCUGGACAAUUGUCUCUUGCAUCUAUAUAUGAUGUUCAGGGCUACAGUCUGGAACAGUGAAUAAUAAAGGCUGGGGUUUUAAUCAAAUAGCAUUAGGGUGAGUGUAUAAAAGGGUUUCGUCUGUAAUACUGUGUAUGGCACACUUUGCCUAGUUGCUGUUGUGCAGAGAAAAGCUGGCCAUCACUGGUCUACAAAUUCUGCCUUUUCCCACAUGAAUUCACAUGAGAAAAUUCUGAUCAUCAGGCAGAGAAAGGCAGGUACAGCUAGCUGUAAUACAGCAAGUUUCUAAAUGGCCUGGCAACUAACCCCAUGUGUUGCACUGUAGGGAAUAUUGAAGAACCCUCGCAACUGUCCAGAAAUUCAAUUUUAUAAACAGAAGGCACAACAUUUGUGUAAGGUGAACGUCACCACAGGUCUUGGCUUUCAACUAUUGCCUCACUUUUAAAACAGAUUUUGCCCUCGAGUGGGUUCUGAUCUGAAGGCAGGACAGAUGCACAAGUAGUGAGGCUUGUUCCACUCUUGGCCUCACCCCUUCACUGCCUAAUCCCUUUUUGCUAACCGUCGAUCCCAUUGAUUCUGUGGUAGCAACCAUAUUGAUUUGAAGGCGAAGGCUGUGUUGCUGAGGAGCACUGGGUUAGCCUGUUGUCUCUAAUGGCUGUACGUAUAGUGUAUGGUUUUGGGUAGCUAUGCUCCCUCCAUUACUCUUUACUCAGCUAUGCUGAUCCUAUUGGUGACCAGCAGUCUGACAGGCAGCUGCUGUGGACUUGGGAUGGGUGUGACCACUAGACCCUCCUGUCAAGUGGCAAGAUAUUUUAGGGCACAGGGUCUGGCGGAAGGGGCUUCUCCUUUUAUGAAUUUUUUUUUUUUUGGCUUCCUGGCAGAAUUGUUAGAAGUUCAUAGUUGCAUUUGUUUAUGGUAGUUAAUUCGAUUCAGCUGUGAGCCCUCUGUAAAAGAUAGAAUCCAUUGGAGAUCAUCUUCAUUCACCACCCCAACCCCCAAAAACAAUCUCCAUUGGUUGACUUACGCUGUGCUUUGUUUUACUUUGUGUAGCAGGGAGAUUCCAAUUUUAAAUCCAUGCCUAUCCUGGUGCUGGUUCUGCAUCUGUUCAGUGGAAAAUGUGUUUUUCCAAAUCUGUCUGAAUUGUUUUAUUUUAAACCUAUUUGUCUGUAACAUGAACCAUUAAUAAAAUUAGCUCUGCAUAAA